Molecule: messenger RNA, 3207 nt
Organism: Pleuronectes platessa (European plaice)
Lineage: Eukaryota; Metazoa; Chordata; Actinopteri; Pleuronectiformes; Pleuronectidae
Gene: bag4
Product: BCL2 associated athanogene 4
Exons: 5
Coding region: 838-2004 (388 amino acids)
Biological process (GO): protein stabilization
Cellular component (GO): nucleus; cytoplasm; cytosol
Molecular function (GO): protein-folding chaperone binding; adenyl-nucleotide exchange factor activity
Source: RefSeq, a predicted model, not a curated record
CUGCUACUCACUGUCGAUGUCGUCUAUGAGGCUGGCCGUCCCCGGUACGUAGUUCAUCUUGUGCUGCUGUUUGUCUGCGUCGUGGUAUCUCUGCUUGACGUUAAGCCAUGAAUGUUUCAAAGUGUGUUUCUUUCAACAAGCGCACCGGAAGUGUCUUUAUAGGCGCCUGGGAAAUACUUCCGGUCCACGUUUAACCCCGUCCGCGCUGGACUUAUCCCGUCUGGAAAAUAAACGUCUAAAUAGAUGGAACACAAAAGACGAAUAGUUUUGAACACGAGACUAUUAGUUCUUAUAACGGAAAUAUUAUAUAUUAAUUACGUUUUUCCUAUUGGCUAUUAGCGCGUAGUGACGCACAUGCGGCACCAGAGAUCAUUUAUGAACAGGAGACAGUGACCGCCCCAGAAAAACGAGGCCACUUGCUUGUCUUGUCAUAAAUCAUCAAAAUUUGAAUAUUUAUUUUUUUAAACACACUUAACCUUUAUCGAUUAUAGAUUAAAAACUCGUUUCGUUUUUUAUUUUUCUAUCUGAAGUGUUUGAAAAAAAAUGGCAGCGCGAGCUGGCGGCUCUCAAUCUGUACAGAUAUAUCCGGUGUCAUGAAAAUAGCGACAGAGUGAGACCUCUUCUCUCUGGCCCCCGCUGCUCCUUAAAGCGACGGGAUCGAGUUUUCCGAUCCCUCGGCGUCAUUCAAUCAUUUCCUGAUUGCAAUCAAGCGAUCUGCGCUCGUGUGGAGAACAAAUCACCGCCGGUGCGAACAGGUCGCACCCGGAGUCUGCGCAGAGUCUCGUUCCAGGGUUGGUUUGUGGCAUGGCAGGUGACACGACGGAGCACGCUUAGCUGAUGCCUCAUCCUCAGACGCAGUCGGAUCUGAAGUCUGGCUGGCCCUCGACUACUAACUCGGGAAACCACAACUGGACCAACACAAUGGAUGCUCCUCAGUACCCAGGCUACCCAUCACACUACUGGUAUCCUCAGUCUCACACCACAGGACACUAUGCAAACGCCUAUCCAUCGGGAUCAGAGGUUCAGCCGCAGUACAACCAACAGGUGAUGCCUGCAGGUUAUCCAAACGGCCAUGGCGUCUACAGCCCAGCGACGGGUCAGUAUUCAACAAGUGGUUUCCACCCAUCCAACCCUUUCUACUGUGCUGACCCUCAGAGACCAGCUCCAAGUCCUUAUCCCAGCCAGGGCUGUCCAGCCGAGCAGGGCAGUGGGCCGUCUGGGCAGCCACACCCUCAACACCAACCUCAUCACUAUCCUGGUCCACACUGUCAAGGGACACCUGGAUAUCCUCCUGGACCGUACCCUCACUAUACUGAAGGUGGACAUGCAAUGCCUCCAAACCCCCCAUAUCCCACCGGCCAGUCUCUCCAUCCCAGUUCUCAGGCUGAAGCAUGGGGACACUCUGGUGCGUAUGGACACUCGCAGCCGCAAUGGCAGCCAGGCCAGCAGCCUCCACAAAACCCCUACGGAAGUCAUGUCCGUCCUUCACAUCCUCCAGCAUGGCCGGGGACUGGAACAGGCGCUCCGCCACCAUACCAACCCAAGGACCAACUGCACCAGCGGGCUCCACAAGUGGGACCUAAACCCAGGCCAACCCCAUCCCUGAAUCCCCCCAACGGAAAGCCUGCAGAAAUAAGUUCACCUCCUCAAAUGUACAACAAAACAGGGAGAGGUGAACCUAAUCCUUCACAAUGUGACCCCCCACCCUCUGCCCCGGCACAAGCUCCAGGCCCAGCUGGACUUCAGCCCCUGAGUGACAACCCUGGCCUUGCUAAGGUCCACCAGAUCAUGUCCAGGGUGCUGCUGCUUCAGGAAGACGUUGAUGAGUUUGUCGGUAAAAAGACAGACAAGAGUUACCGGUAUCUGGAGGAGCUGCUGACCAAAGAGCUGCUGGACCUUGACUCUGUGGAGACUCAGGGACAGGAGAAUGUCCGGCAGUACCGAAGGGAGGCUGUACAGAGGAUCCAGGCCACUUUGGACCAGCUAGAGAAGAAAGCCUUCUGAAGAGGAUUUAUUUAUUGGGUUUAUGGGUCACUAAGUUUUGCUGUUUCCUUCUUCCAGAUCUUAUGAGCUGUCAUCUGUAGGCUUCCCCCCCCCACCACCAUGACAUGAAAUGCCUGGAGUAAACGGCAGGGACCCAAGAACAAAUACUGGUACAAGGAAUCAAACUUUUCCAGCCUAAUUAUGCUGGUAUGAGUGACAUGCAGGUAGUAGAAGUGCACACUGAUGGUUGUACAUAUCUGGAAACUUUCAGCCUCAGUGAGUGGCUGUGGUGACCACACAACCUGACACUUCUGCUCUGCUCAUCUUUUAACGUCAUGCCUUUGCCAGCAUAAUGCAGGACAGGGCCACUGGAGGAUGGAUCUUUUCAGUGCCACAUAGAAACUGUAAGUUUUCUCCAACCUCCGAUUCAGAUUAUCUUCAUGCUGUCCCUCAGGAUUGUGGAACAGUCUUAUUAUGAUCCUGAACACCUGGACUUCCUCAGAUGUGUCCAUCAUUACAGACCAUUUGCAUGAUAGUUGCUCCUUCACUUGUCUGCAGGAAUAGGUGCAACGCUUCCCAUCAGCUCCCAGCCCUGCAUGCACUGUAAUGUCAGAUAAGCACUUGAUACAGUCCUGACAUCUCCGAGCGCAUAAUUGGACGUAGAGUGUGGCAGAUUAUUGAAAAGCCCCUGAAGAGUACUGUCCCAAUUUUAUCCAUGUUUUGGAUGAAACUGCUUCCUAAAUGCAGAUCUAGAAUCAGACCUAUAUAUGAACAUCAUGUAUUUCACUAUAGGAACUAUUGUUAUAGCAGAUCCAUAUGGAAAUGAUUAAGAAUGACUUGAAACGCUGUUGAAUUGUGUUAUUCCCCCUUUUGAACAUUUCAAAUAUACAUAGGACUUAGAAAUUGAUUUUUGUUUUUCCAGAAGUGUUCAAUCUGUUUCUGUAAAGGAAAAUAUGUACUUUGAAAUAUUUACUUAUGCUUUGUGUACAAGGACAAUUUCAGUCACAGCAAUCUGAUCAGCUAUUUACAUUCAGUUAGCACUGAAGUCCUUGUUAUAACAAAUCUAAUUUUGCACCGCAAUCCAUUGUCUUGUGUAGCACUUAUUUUUUUUCUUCAGUCAUACCUUCCUUGUGGAUUAAGAAAAAAAAAGUGCCAUAUUUCAGGGAAUGGUUUUAUAUCAUUAGAAAAAAAUAAAAAUAGAUGAUAAGAUUUGCAUGAAAGAAA